Engraulis encrasicolus (European anchovy) is the source of this 1693-nucleotide messenger RNA. Its product is annotated as E3 ubiquitin-protein ligase TRIM33-like. Gene Ontology annotation, molecular function: zinc ion binding. Lineage: Eukaryota; Metazoa; Chordata; Actinopteri; Clupeiformes; Engraulidae. The record is from RefSeq and is a predicted model, not a curated record. The coding region runs from base 56 to 1348 and encodes 430 amino acids. The transcript has 8 exons.
UGGGAAAAGUUGUUCACCUACCCCUAGUCAGGACUCAUGGAAGACAUAUCGGUCAAUGGUUUCACCUUUGAACUUCGGAGAUGACAGUGAAGCCAAAAGGAUGAAACCUGCACAGGGUUGUUCGCCUACCCCUAGUCAGGACUCAUUGAAGACAAACCAGUCAAUGGAUUUGCCUUUGCGCUUCAGAGAUGGAAUUGAAGCCAAAAGGCUGAAAUUUGGGAAAAGUUGUUCACCUAGCCCUAGUCAGGACUCAUUGAAGACACACCGGUCAAUGGAUUUGCCUGUGCGUUUCAGAGAUGGAAUUAAAGCCAAAAGGAUGAAACCUGCACAGGGUUGUUCACCUACCCCUAGUCAGGACUCAUGGAAGACAAAUCAGUCAAUGGUUUCACCUUUGCGCUUCAGAGAUGACAGUGAAGCUAAAAGUCCAAAUUUGAAGGAGAGUUCUUCAUCGGAAGGCAGCCAGAUCUCGGAGGGAACCGACGACUCCAUGGAAUUAUCACAGGACAUCACAGGAGAGACUGGCAUAUCCACAAGUGGAUUGUUCACAAAACUACUGAAAGAGGAUCUGUUCAAGUGCCUCAUAUGUGAGGAAGAGCUGAAGGAUCCAGUCUGCAUCCCCUGUGGACACAGCUUCUGCAGGGAGUGUAUUGACUCAGCCUGGGAGCAGCCCAACCAAGAGGGGGUCUUUGCCUGUCCACUGUUACAAGCCUGGCAGCAGUCCAACCAAGAGAGAGUCUUUUCCUGUCCACCGUGCCAAGCAACUUACCGCACAAAACCACUGUAUUACAUCAAUGGAUUUGUGGUUGAGGUGAUAAAGAACGCAAAUUCCAGUGCAGGACUUGGAGAUAUAGUCUGUGAUUUCUGCACAGGGAAAAAGUUAAAAGCUGUAAAAUCCUGUCUGACUUGCAUUGCCUCCUUUUGUGAGUUCCACAAUCGAACGCACUCCGUGUUACAAGGGCACAGUCUGGUUGGAGCAACCGGAGAACUGGAGAGGUGGCUGUGUCCGCAUCAUCGUCUGGUCCUGAACGUCUUCUGCCAGACCGACCAGGUUCACGUCUGCAAGCGGUGUGCGCUGUUGGAGCAUAACGGCCAUGAUAUUAAAGUUCUUAGCUCUAAUGAGCCACUUGUGCUUGCACAGACACCUGAAGGAAGUGUCACCACAGCUUUUGCCUUUGGAUCACCCAAAGCAGUCUGCCCCUUGCAAGACAUGAAGACCCCACCAUCUGGGUUACCCUCAGGACCGCCUCAACAUGCUACGUAUGACCCUAGCACGCCAGUGAAAACGAGAGGAGACGACUUUCACAGCCCAUCGAAGGCGAAAACGGCUCGUAAACUUAUGUUUGAUUAACAGAAACAGACCAAGAACAGGACUAAGUGUUGUUCUUGAUCCCUCCACUCACCGAAAAUGCAGGGCCAGAAACAAACUGUUUCAGAUUUUUUGCAUGCAUGAUAACUUUUGAAAAGGAGGCCUGAUCUUCCCCAAAUAGGUAAUACUCUUUAAUAUAGAAAGCACUAUAUAAUACUGCUAUUUUACAGCUAACACCAUAUAAUGGUUAUGUAGGCCAACGCUUUCAAAGUGGCCAAUUUGCAACAUGGCUGCAGAGACAUCAGAUUGUACGCUUCGGCAUCAAGUGCCACCUGCUAUCAUCAAGGAAUAAAGUAAAAGAAAUAUGCUUGUAUGAAAAAAUGCUUU